Molecule: messenger RNA, 282 nt
Organism: Protopolystoma xenopodis
Lineage: Eukaryota; Metazoa; Platyhelminthes; Monogenea; Polystomatidea; Polystomatidae
Source: the annotation of a GenBank genome assembly
AUGCAGAGAAGCAACCAAGCGGGCACCAUCAUCGGUCAAGUCUUCUCUGGCUUCUUGUCAGAGCCAGCGGUCGGCGCCAUCGGCACAGUCUACCCCGUUUGGCCACGCGUCUUCUACAUUUUUGGAGGCAUCUCCGUGUUCAUCUCCAUUCUGUGGUUGUUUCUUGUCUUCGACACGCCGGAGGAGCAUCCAUACAUUUCAGAGAAGGAAAAACAGUACCUGUUCAGUGUUUUGGGACCGGCUGCUCGGAAGAGGCAGGUGAGAGCCUACAAGCCCGAAUAA